AUGGAUCUGAGUUUUAUUUCACCAAAUAUUAAAAAUGGUGAGGUGAUUGUGGACCUAUGCAAGGAAGAAAUUGAGAAGGAGACUCAGAAAUGGAAGCAAGCGUUAAUCCUGUAUGUUGUUGGAGGAAGUCCAACAAUAGGUGCCAUGGAAAGGUACAUUGCUUCAGUAUGGAACUUUGUAGCAAAGCCUAAGGUGAAUUUUCACAAUGAUGGAUAUUUUGUGGUUCGUUUCAAUUCUACUGAAGAUAGGGAUGAUGUAAUAUAUUCAGGACCUCACAUGCUGAAUAACAAGCCUAUCAUUGUCAAAUUGUGGUCUGCCGAUUUUGAUUUCAAUAAAGAGGUGCUUCAAACUAUACCAGUGUCACUAAGUAGGAUCAGUAGUGGUUUGGGAAUUCCUCUAUAUGCUGAUGCUUGUACUACUCAAGUUGAUAGGAUCUCCUAUGCAAGAGUGUUGAUAGAAAUGGAUGUUACUAAAGAGCUGCCUAGGUCCAUCAAGGUGACUGAUCCAAAUGGGAGGGAGUUUGCUCAAGAAAUAGCAUAUGAUUGGGCCCCUAAGUUCUGUACUAAAUGUAUGCAAGUUGGCCACAAAUGCAGAGUAGAUGAACAUCUAGGACCAAAACUGAAGGCAAAGAAUGCAAAGCAAAAACAAGAAUGGCAACCUAAACCUGUACCUAAAGUGCAGGAAACAGCUGCCAAGGAGCAAUCAAAGAUGAUAAAGCCUAGUAUUGAAGGAAAUGCUAGCACUAGUACAUUGGUUGCUAGUGCUGGUACAGGAGCACUGAAAGGAAUAAGGAACAAGUGUGGCAAACUGUUAUAG
Molecule: messenger RNA, 816 nt
Organism: Nicotiana attenuata
Lineage: Eukaryota; Viridiplantae; Streptophyta; Magnoliopsida; Solanales; Solanaceae
Exons: 2
Coding region: 1-816 (271 amino acids)
Source: RefSeq, a predicted model, not a curated record